Orycteropus afer afer is the source of this 5710-nucleotide messenger RNA. The record is from RefSeq and is a predicted model, not a curated record. Lineage: Eukaryota; Metazoa; Chordata; Mammalia; Tubulidentata; Orycteropodidae.
AUAAGGUAUGAAAGAUGUGGCCUGCAGAGAGCCGGCACUAUCUCUACUGCUGCUACUGCCGCUGUUGCUGCCGCCGCCACCGCCGCUACUGCUUCUCGCGGAGCUGCUGGGAGUGAGCAUUUCCUUCCUGGGAUACUCAGCACCGCCGUCCCUCCAGUGGGUCCCGGCUCUGCACAGACCUGGCAGCCCCAGGGAACAAAAGCAGAGCCCGUUCGUCCUCUCUCGCAACCUGAGGAUGAGUCGAGAGGGCUGAGGGAAGAGUGUGGUCCACAGUGGCUGGAGCUCUGACCUUGGCUCCUCUCGAUGACGAUUCCUGAUUUGUGGCCCUGGCAACCUUGGGGAAACAUCAUCUGGUUUCUUCCAUCCAGACCCCGGGCCCUCCUCUCCCCAGUGUCACCCCCACCCAGCCUGGAUACAUUGACUGAACCACAUUCUAGGACACUUCAUUCAGCAAGACAUGGUGGUGAACCCUGGGUCUAAGUCUUCAUGAUUGAAGCACUCUUGUGCAUAACACAAAGCCCUCGAAAGAAGUGAAUGAAAUGAGCCACUUGGGGAGUCGUUUGUGAAGGGAGGAGUCAUACUCUUGGAGAGGAGUCCUCAAUGAGCCUGGCCGAGGCCCAGGAUCUGUGUGAAGUGGACUAAGGAUUUAGUAGGAUGUCAACUGAGACAGAACUUCAAGUAGCUGUGAAAACCAGCACCAAGAAAGACUCCAGAAAGAAAGGUCAGGAUCGCAGUGAAGCCACUUUGAUAAAGAGGUUUAAAGGUGAAGGCGUCCGGUACAAGGCCAAACUGAUCGGAAUUGAUGAGGUUUCUGCAGCUCGGGGAGACAAGUUAUGUCAAGAUUCCAUGAUGAAGCUCAAGGGCGUUGUUGCUGGCGCUCGGUCCAAAGGAGAACACAAACAGAAAAUCUUUUUAACCAUCUCCUUUGGAGGAAUCAAAAUCUUUGAUGAGAAGACAGGGGCCCUUCAGCAUCAUCAUGCUGUUCAUGAAAUUUCCUACAUUGCAAAGGACAUAACAGACCACCGGGCCUUUGGAUAUGUUUGUGGGAAGGAAGGGAAUCACAGAUUUGUGGCUAUAAAAACGGCCCAGGCGGCUGAACCUGUUAUUCUGGACUUGAGAGAUCUCUUUCAACUCAUUUAUGAAUUGAAGCAAAGAGAAGAAUUGGAAAAAAAGGCACAAAAGGAUAAGCAGUGUGAACAAGCUGUGUACCAGACAAUUUUGGAAGAGGAUGUUGAAGACCCUGUAUACCAGUACAUUGUGUUUGAGGCUGGACAUGAGCCAAUCCGUGAUCCUGAAACAGAAGAAAACAUUUAUCAGGUUCCCACCAGCCAAAAGAAAGAAGGUGUUUAUGAUGUGCCAAAAAGUCAACCUGUAAGUGCUGUGACCCAAUUAGAACUUUUUGGGGACAUGUCAACCCCUCCUGAUAUAACUUCUCCCCCCACUCCUGCAACUCCAGGUGAUGCCUUUAUUCCAUCUUCAUCUCAGACACUUCCAGCGAGUGCAGACAUGUUUAGUUCUGUACCUUUUGGCACUGCUGCUGUACCCUCAGGUUAUGUUGCAAUGGGCGCCGUCCUCCCAUCCUUCUGGGGCCAGCAGCCCCUCGUCCAACAGCAGAUCGCCAUGGGUGCUCAGCCACCAGUCGCUCAGGUGAUGCCGGGGGCUCAGCCCAUUGCGUGGGGCCAGCCAGGGCUCUUCCCUGCCACUCAGCAGCCCUGGCCAGCUGUUGCUGGGCAGUUUCCGCCAGCCGCCUUUAUGCCCACACAAACUGUUAUGCCUUUGCCAGCUGCCAUGUUCCAAGGUCCCCUCACCCCCCUUGCAACCGUCUCAGCCACGAGUGACUCCACCAGGUCAAGUCCACAGACCGACAAGCCCAGACAGAAAAUGGGGAAAGAAAUGUUUAAGGAUUUCCAGAUGGCGCAGCCUCCACCCGUGCCCUCCCGCAAACCCGACCAACCCUCCCUCACCUGUACCUCAGAGGCCUUCUCCAGUUACUUCAGCAAAGUCGGAGUGGCACAGGAUACAGACGACUGUGAUGACUUUGACAUCUCCCAGUUGAAUUUGACCCCUGUGACUUCUACCACACCAUCAACCAAUUCACCUCCAACCCCAGCCCCUAGACAGAGCUCUCCAUCCAAAUCAUCUGCCUCCCAUGCCAGUGAUCCCACCACAGAUGACAUCUUUGAAGAGGGAUUUGAAAGUCCCAGCAAAAGUGAAGAGCAAGAAGCUCCUGAUGGAUCACAGGCCUCAUCCAACAGUGAUCCAUUUGGUGAGCCCAGUGGGGAACCCAGUGGUGAGCCCAGUGGUGAUAAUAUAAGUCCACAGGCCGGUAGCUAGAUAGCGCAGGUCUGGGAAUCAGAGCCUCUCUAUGCGCAGAUCAUCAGAUCUAAGAAAUAGCGUCGAUGCAGGCUCGUGGUGGGUGCUUCAAGACUGGCGUGGAAUUCAGCAUCACAACAGGCUCUUUUGUAUUCUUCCACCUCACCUCAUCCCACAAAGAAAAUCACUAUUACCCGGUGGAACUCGCCUUGCUCUGCAGAGGGAACUAUCGGUUUUUGGCAACCAAUGGCAGAUAUCUAUGGCAGCACAAAAAAAAAAAAAAAAAUCACACCCAACAUUAAAUCACAAAUCAAGCAAAUGCUUACCCAACAAAUACUCUGAGCUCUCUUAACAUGGGUUUCAGAUGACCCAUUGUGUGAAAUCAUAAUUCUAAGUUUCUCUACUUGUUGAUUACUAUAGAGACAUGAAAUUUGGAGUGACAGACAUCAGAGAGUUACAAGGUUGGCACUGACUUCUUUCAGGCAAAAGCAAGGGAUCCUCUGUGACUGCAGUAUCGUCAUCCAUAUGCCUUCUGACAUGGUGAUGCUUUUUCAUCACUCCGCAGGGCCUAGUCUGCCAUCCCCCCUCCGUCCUUCCCUUUCUUUGACAUGUUUAAAAAUUGGUGGGUGUACAAAUUUUUGUAUUGCUUUUGACUUUUUUAAAAUAUGGAUGAAGAAAUCUAACUGGGAAAAAGCUUCAUAUGAAAUGAAUUAACUUGAAAUCACAUGACAAAUAAGUGAUUGAUUAUUCAUUAUGAUCAAGAAAGUUGCCAAAAUAACCCUUUAGCUAUUCUGCAUCCUGGUGAAGAAAGACAGCUUUUGGUUUGAACUUUCAUUCAGUGAGUAGGAAAGGACAUCAAAUCCCAGUGAUGACAAAGAUGAAAACCUCAUCGGAUUUCCUAAGAAGCUCUAAACUCUUAAGUACAAUAAAGUGAUAUUUUUAUUUUUCCGAUAUCUUGCUGCUGUGAUGCUAUGCAGACAAGUGUCUUUUCCGCGUGCCAUUUUCAAAGAAAAGUCAUUUGCCAAAUAAUUCUGGUAAUAUGGUUUUGGAUCUUAAAAACUGACUUUCUAAUGGAAUGAUGUUGACAUGAACAUUCAGAAUAACACACUGAAUCUGUGGUCAAAAAGGUUCAUCUCUAUCUCUUUUGUACAUCAGGAAAUUCAAAUGGGAUUUUUAUUUUAUAACUUGGGGUGGUGGGGAAGAAAAGAAAAACACCUUACCAUUAAACUCUAAAUAUUUAAGGGAAAUGGCUUUAAGGAGUUGUAAUGAAAAAAAAAAAAAAAGCCAGUUUCUGUUUUGUAAAUAUAAAUGUUAAUGAAAAUGCUUUUUAAUAAUGCCAUUACACUGUAGAGAAGGUAGCAGAUUGAGUGGAAGGUGUGACGAAGUUGAUGGAUGGGGCUCACUUUCUAAAUGUUAUUCUGGUGCAGAUGGUAAAAAGUGGAAUUUCAGAAACAUCUAGCAAGAACAGUUGACCAGUCAGCAGCUGGUGAAUGGGAAGGGAACAUGGGACUUCAUAACCUAGCCUUCCCCCAAGAGUACCCACCUUGUGCAUAAAACAAGGUAAAGACAGUUUGCAUUCAGAAGACCUGUACUUCUGAUUCCGAAACCCUGUGCCACCUCUCCACUGCCCACACCUGUCCCUAUCGAAGUCACUGGACUGUUUGUAUAUGAAACAGAAGAGUUUAUUAAGCUUCCUUUUUUUUUUUUUUUUUACAUUUAUGAGACAAAAAGUGCAGUGUUUGGUUCGUAUGUUUAGCACAUGAUUUUCAUAAAGAAUCUAUAUUUUUGCCCUACAGAGAAUUGCUAUACAGGUCAAAUAUGUUUUCCUGAUGUUCCUAUGCAGUUACACUAUAUUGAAUUUAGUUAACACUAAGAAGAAAAGGCUCAAGAAUUGUGUGAUUAAUUGGAUUUGGGUAAUUAUUUUUGCUUUGGCUAAAAUUUGAAAAUCCAAAUUUGCAUUGAUAUGAUUGAUUUCAGUAAGGUUCUUCAUAUCAAUACAAAAUAAAAUGAUUUGGAAGAAGGUACACUUGUUUACAAAGAGAGCACUGAUACAUGAAGGUGAUAGUUAAUGUGUGAAGCCCAAACUUGACACUAUCAGGUCACUGGACUCUUAUUUAUUUCCAGUUAGUUACAGUGACCAACUAUCUAUUACAGGAUAUAAAUAAAUGUCACCCUGUUGUGAAAGGGCUGAAGACCCAGAAAAGUGAGAAGGACCAUUUACCUCCCUGUGUAGCUGUUACCUGGUCGUCCACAUCAUUUCUCCAGGGACAUGUAUACAUUUUAUGAUUAGGUAAUCCUUUCACAAGAAGGGGAGAAUGGGAAAGGUGUCAUAAUCAUGAGGGUUGUCCUGAAACCAGUUCAAUCGUGUAUUCUGAAGAUUUGAUAAGAAAGUCAGUUCCUAUGCCGAAAAGGCUUAAGUUGCUGUGUUGUCCAUGAUUCUGACUCUAAGCAAGUGGUGCUAUCUUCUCCUUCAAUAUGACCACCUUGAGUUUGUCUUGCAGUAUCACAUCAUUAUACUGAUUCCUUGGGUUGAUGCUGACACUUUCAAAGUGAACGCUGGCUGCUGCUGCUGUUUCAGGUACACCGUCUGGAGUUGAUUUCAUAGCAGAAGGUGACAGCCCAGUGGACUUGUCACUACUCAUUGAACAUGACUGGAAAUGUAACUGGCUCUGAACUUAAAGAAGAUGCCCAUGUGGUGCAUUAAAGUGAGGGGAAAUAAAGUCAAGGUUUGAAACUGCCAACCAUGUCAUCAUUGGCAGAAUUCUGAUUUUUCCAAGCACUGUUUGGUGAACUCAGAACCACCAUAUCCUAUCCCAGGAAUACAGUGAAAUUUCCAAACAAGAGCUGAGGUGCCAAUACCAAAAGACAUGGGGAGUCUGCACAGUUCUGGUUAGAUCAAUAGAAAAUCCAUGUGUACAACUGUUAAUUCCUCAUCCUUCACUAGCACUAAAUUUGUCACUUUAAAUUUUGAAACCAGGGAAAUGCCACCUGUCAUUCUGUCCCCAUUCCCCAUAGCUCUUCAAUCUUUUCAUGUUGCAGGACUAUUUUGAUAGCUUGUACUCAUCCCAGUGUCUACUGAAACCCCAUCAUGUAAUGUGCUGGGCACCUUCUUUUAAAAAAAAAAAAAAAUGUUUACUCUGUGGGUUUGGUUCAUUUCAAUUUCUGCAUUCUGACACAUAUUUUUUUAAUAAAGAUGAGAAAGAGAAAAUGACUGUUGCAGUACAUUUCUAGACCUACUUUAACUUUACCUCAGAUGACAGUUUGUUAACAUAUAUGGACACAUUAUUUUUAACUUUAUGUACAACACAUUCAACAGAACAGCAAAAUUUUUAGAAAUUUUCCAUUAAUUUCUGUAACACACCAUGUAAAACUGGUACAAAUAAACAUGUUUGAGAAC